AUGGAUAAUCCUGUGGACGAGAAGACGGCGUCGGAAGGACAAUCUACCAUGGAUGUGUCCUCUGAAGAGAAAGGAUCAGCGGAACAGUCUUCCCUUGAGACAAAAUCCAAGAAGCCGCUCUCUUUCCAUCUGGCCUUCCUGGGCCUGCUGUUCAUGGUGUUCAUCGUGUCGCUGGACACGACCACCCUGGCGGUGGCCAUCCCCAUCAUCGCCCGCGAUCUCGGAGGCACAACCUUGCAGUCCUUCUGGGCCAGCACCUGCUUUAUGCUGGCCGUAUCCGUCGUGCAGCCUCUCUACUUGAGCGGCUCAGACGUACUCGGGCGCAAAAUCCCGCUGUACACCGCAUACUUUCUUUUCAUCGUCGGCUCGCUCGUCUUCGCCCUGGCCCCGAACAUGGCCACUGUUAUUGUCGGCCGCACUAUUCAAGGGCUCGGGGGCAGCGGCCUUGACGUGCUAAACGAGGUUAUCACCGCUGACAUGACCACAAUGAAAGAGCGCCCGAAAUAUCUCGGUCUGCUGGCUAUCCCCAUGGCUGGCGGCGCCCUGCUCGGUCCCAUUAUCGGCUCGCUCUUCACUCAGUACGUUACCUGGCGCUGGAUCGGCUGGAUCAACCUGCCUCUCAUCGGGGCGAGCUUCAUUCUUACCUUCUUCUUCCUGCGCCUGCGCCCCGUCGAGGGCACAUUACUGCAGAAACUUGGUCUCCUGGACCUGCUCGGCAUGGCCCUGUUCGUUGCUGGCUGCGCCGCCUUCGUCCUCCCGCUCAGCUGGGCCGGGGCUCUCUACUCCUGGGGCUCCUGGCGGACUCUCCUCCCGCUGAUCCUCGGCUUGGUCGUCCUGUCCCUCUUCGUCGUCUACGAGCGUGUUCCCGCGCAGCCCGUCCUGCCCUACCGGCUCUUCAAAUCCGCCACCGCCAUCACCACCUUUCUCGGUGGCUUCCUCCACGGCCUGGUCACCUAUACCCUCAACACCUACCUCCCGCUCUUCUACCAAGCCGCCUUCUACGAUACUCCCCUGCAUGCCUCCGUUACUCUGCUCCCCAUGAAUGUCAUGUCCCUGUUCUUCAGCUGCGUCUCGCCAAUCUCCGUCAGUUACCUCCGCAAAUACCGCGUGAACAUCUGGACGGGCUGGGUGUUCCUCACGGUCGGGACUGGACUCCUUCACAUCAUCACCCCCGCCUCAUCCGUAUCAUUCCGUACGGGCCUCCCCAUCGUGGUCUCCCUGGGAAUCGGCGUUCUCUUUACCGUUCUCGUUCUCCCAGUGCAAGCCAGCGUUGUCAGCGUCGACGACACGGGGUUUGCCGCCGGCUUAUUGGUCUUUUUCCGAUUACUGGGCGGGUUGGUCGGUCUUGCAAUCGGGUCGACAGUGUUUAGCAGCGUUUUUGCAAAGUCGAUCAAGGCGCUGGGAGCCCUGCCUAGCAGCCUGGCCGCGCUGGAGAAUAGUCAAGCCGCGGUGGGGUUUAUUCCUCAGUUGAGGGAUCUGAGGGGACAGGUGGGGCAGGAGGUCUUGGAUCAGGUGACAGGCGUGUAUAGUCAUUCAUUCCACGUUAUUUGGAUUGCGUUGAUUGUCUUUGCGGGGGUGGGGUUAGUGGCGUCAUGUUUUACGAAGGAGGUGAGUAUGGAGAAGGAGGAGCUGGGCAGGCAGCGGUUUGAGGAUCUAGCAUCUCACCUGCAUCUGGUCAUCUCCACCCCGACCCCGACCCCGACUCCGCAAAUCUGCGAUUCCUGCGAACCAUGCCGCAAAUCCAAGAUCCGAUGCGAUCACACCGCCCCUUGCGGCCGAUGCCGGCGCAGACGCAAGCCGGCCCUGUGCGUAUACCAACCGGCCCCGAUGUCCAAGCAUCCGAACAGGACGGAUCGCAGCUCCACCGAUUCCAUCUCGUGCGGAAGUGGCAGCAACAUUACUACCAGUACCAGUAUCAGCAGUGCCUGGACGAGCCCGCUGCCUCCUCCCUCGCUAGUCACUCCGCCCUUGCCUCCGGGCCAUCUCCGUGAUGGCUACCUCGCCGAUUGUAGUCACCGCGGCACCUCGACCCCCAGCACUGGCGUCUUCGGGCCCACCAGCUACCUGUCCGUGCUGCGCGACGACGUUGACGAUGGCUCGUCCAGUAUAGCCCUCUUUGCUAAAUCCCUGCAGCAAAACACCAGCGCCAUCAUCGACGACAGCCAGAUCCAGCUUGGCGCCGAGCUGCUCCUCAUCCUGCUCGAUGAUUUUGCUCUAUACGAACGCAUGGCCACGGCGCGGUUCGACCACUGCCAAGGCGAUUUAUUUCCCCCAUCUGCCCUGCGUCUGAUCCUGUCUUCCAUCCGAACUAUGCUGCACGAGGCCAUUUCCGAUCCCGCUAAUUCGCUCCCUUCUCUACUUAUCCUCUCCCGAAGCAUUUUUACUGCCUCCUCCAAACCAUUAAUCGUAGACCCUUCCAUCACCCCCACGGAAUAUUUUUCCUCUAUGCCGAACCGCUGGGAGCUUAUAGGGCUAGUCUUUGCUGUGAUUGGUUCCAGCGCGUGUCUCCUCCCGCAACACGAUCUGGCUGCGUAUUCCCCACCGAACCGUCCCCCACUUGACAAAAAGGGUCUUGCAGCUGUCUGUGUGUCCGCGAGUGAAAUCUGUCUUCGUUUUUUCGACUACACCGGUGUCAUCUCCGAGCAGUUGUGUUGGGUGACGCUGGAACAUGCUUCGCUUCUUACCCUGCUUUAUGGGGAUUACGACUACCGUCCCUACAAAACCCUCUCUGCACUCAUAACCCUUCUCUUCACCCUGGGCUACCACCACCGCGAUACCACAUCGAAACUCCCUUUCUUCCGCGCGGAACACCGCAAACGCCUCGUCGUCGCCACCUAUGCCAUGGACAUAGGGCUCUCCACAUUCUUAGGUCGUCCACCCCGCAUGAUCCGUCGGUAUAUCACCAUCGACCCGCCACUGGACAUAGCCUUCACAGAUAUCAUAGCCUCGCCAGAAGUUCUCGACGCUGCGAUGACACGGCUAGAUAACAAUGGGUGGAACGCAGAGGGAGCGUAUACAAGGGGAUCAUACGCGAGAGCAUGCUUCAUGAUGGGGGUUGUAAGAGAGACAGUACUAGAGAUUUCUCUGGAUCCGAAAAUCGGGGAAGGAGAGGGGCCAGGGUUGGAGGAAAAAAUUACAGAAAUAUCCACCCUCGCCGCAAAAACGCGUCUUUCGCUCCCCUCAUCGCUGUACCGUGUCAGCACGCCAUCGGACUUCAACCGUUGCCCCGAGACAGCUAAAGUUUGUCUCUUCCUGCACAUGGACUCACUUUAUGAUGAGUUCAUUCUCCAGCGGACCAUAGUCCAGCGGACGGGCGCCAGCACAGAGAAAUUGAUUGCUGUCGCGCACGAGCUGCUGGACAACCUAUUGUUGUUGAUUGCCAAUCGCGCUGUUGGUGGGUGGGAUGGAAAUUCUGUUGUUUGGAUUAUGUCCUCACUCGGUCUCCCCCCGGCCGGUGUCCUGGCUGUCGAACUGCUGCGUCGGUUCCAGAACCCCGAUUCUGAUUCUCAGUCAGCGGCCUUUCCCCGCUCGGAAAUCAUCCAAAAUCUGAGCCGCUUUGCUGCAGAUCUUGAGUAUGUGGUGUCCAGGCAGGCAGGGAAUUAUGAUGUUUGUCAGCAGGCGAAGUCUGUGAUAAGGCAUAUCCUUGAUCUGGUAUUGGGGGGAAGGGGGGCGGAUGUGGAGACGCGGGAGGAGGAGGAGGGUGGAGAAGGGAGUGGAAACACCAGGGGAGAUGUGGAAGGUGGAGGGACAGCGCCAGAGUUUGUGGCACGGGAUUGGAUAUCAUGGGAUCUCAAUGCCUGGAUGGACGAGGAUUCGGAAUUGGUCAGAUGGUUGAAUAGUUUCGAGUAG
Molecule: messenger RNA, 3849 nt
Organism: Aspergillus eucalypticola CBS 122712
Lineage: Eukaryota; Fungi; Ascomycota; Eurotiomycetes; Eurotiales; Aspergillaceae
Product: MFS transporter/GAL4/fungal specific transcription factor domain-containing protein
Exons: 6
Coding region: 1-3849 (1282 amino acids)
Biological process (GO): regulation of DNA-templated transcription; transmembrane transport
Molecular function (GO): DNA-binding transcription factor activity, RNA polymerase II-specific; transmembrane transporter activity; zinc ion binding
Source: RefSeq, a predicted model, not a curated record